This is a messenger RNA of Mauremys mutica (yellowpond turtle), 909 nucleotides long. RefSeq lists its product as uncharacterized. The record is from RefSeq and is a predicted model, not a curated record. The transcript has 2 exons. Lineage: Eukaryota; Metazoa; Chordata; Testudines; Geoemydidae. The coding region runs from base 1 to 906 and encodes 301 amino acids.
AUGCCAAACGCAAUCUGCCUUUUAACUGACCAAAGAAAAUGGACCCGCGGGCGGAGCCGGGCAGGAGCCUGGGGCCUCGUCAGCAGGCACCGGCUCUUGGGCACGAUCCCAGAUGGAGCAGGGGUCGGGCAGCAAGAUGUCCCCCCCAAGAACCCCACCUGCGGGGCGGGAGUUGCUUGGCACAGGGGGGCUCUGGCCGAGCUGCCGCAGUGUGGUAGAGAGAGCAGCCCAGAUGCCAGGGUGACGGGCAUGGGGGAGACCCCGCCGAGCCACGGAGGGCAGGGAUCCCGUCCUGCCCAGCGAGAACCACAGGGGGUUUAUUGCCCCAAGAAGGAAAGAUCCCCCCCCCCCCCGACCCUGUACCCAGCAGCAGGGUUCCAGCUCCAGCACAGAACCCCCCGGCCCCACUGCGCAAUGCAGCCGCUCCUGCUCUUCGCUAAGGGUCUGGACCCCCCCCCCCCCUGUGUCUCGCUCUCGCCAAGGUCCUCGCCUUGUUUUUCUUACUUUGUUGUAUUUCCUUGUGCCAGUUUCUCGGCUUUUUUACGUUAUUUAUCUCACGUGCCUUUUAAUUCUUGUUUUAAAAGCAGCCGGCUCAGCGGGGGAGAGGCGGGCCCCAGGCCGGCUGCAUGGGGCAGGAGGGCUCUGCCCCCCCGGGCAUGGGGUGAAGGUAGAUUCCUCUGGACGGUGCCCUGGACCCUCCCCACGGGAGCCGCCCCCUGCUCAAGCCAAAAACUCUCGCGCCGUAUUUAUCUGUAUUGUGAAGACGCCGCUUUUCGAGUGUUUGCACCACGAAGGUCCCACGCGGCCGGCGCCAGCCGGGCGCCCCCACUGCCUACAAGGCCGGGCCCGCGCCUGCCAGGCCGGCACCGUUGUAACCCGCCUCUGCCAAUAAAAGUGAGGAGUUGACAA